GCUACUGUCCACCACCCCUUGAAGAGCCACCAUGUCUGGACUCCGGAUCCUCGUGCCCGUCAAGCGGGUUAUUGACUAUGCCGUCAAACCGCGUGUCAACAAAGCCCAAACCGGCGUAGAAACCAACGUCAAACACUCCAUGAACCCCUUCGACGAACUCUCCAUCGAAGAAGCCGUCCGCAUGCGCGAGCGCAAACUCCCCGUCGAAGACAUUCUCGCCUUCUCCGCCGGCCCCGCCAAAUCCCAAGACAUCCUGCGCACGGCGAUGGCCAUGGGCGCGGACCGAGGAAUCCACGUGGUAGAAGAGAAAACCGAUCUGGAACCCUUGAGCGUCGCGAAGUUGUUGCAAAAAGUGGUGGAGGAGGAGAAGAGGAACCUGGUGAUACUGGGGAAGCAAUCCAUCGAUGAUGACGCGAACCAAACGGGACAAAUGCUCGCGGGACUUCUGAACUGGCCGCAAGCGACGCAGGCGAGCAAAGUGGAGAUCGACGGCGAGAGUGUCACGGUGACGAGGGAGGUGGACGGCGGAGUGGAGACGUUGAAGGCCAAGUUGCCGAUGAUUAUCACGACGGAUUUGAGGUUGAAUGAGCCAAGGUAUGCGAGUUUGCCGAAUAUUAUGAAGGCGAAGAAGAAGCCGUUGGAGAAGAAGACACUCGGGGAUUAUGGCUUGGAUGGGGAGAAGAGGUUGAAGACGGUCAAGGUGGAGGAGCCCAAGGCGAGGCAGGGAGGCGGGAAGGUGGAGGAUGUGGAUGGGAUGAUUGCCAAGUUGAAGGAGUUGGGAGCGUUGUAA
This is a messenger RNA of Zymoseptoria tritici IPO323, 790 nucleotides long. RefSeq names its product electron transfer flavoprotein subunit beta. The transcript has 2 exons. NCBI's taxonomy places the organism in Eukaryota, Fungi, Ascomycota, Dothideomycetes, Mycosphaerellales, Mycosphaerellaceae. Gene Ontology annotation, molecular function: electron transfer activity. The record is from RefSeq and is a predicted model, not a curated record. The coding region runs from base 32 to 790 and encodes 252 amino acids. Gene Ontology annotation, cellular component: cytosol.